AUGCACUUCGAAGGGAUGCGGGUCUCAGUCUGUACUUGGCCGUCCCGCAGGCCGCACGAACGAUUCGGCCCAGGACAUAUACAAGGAAACCUUGUCGUCCGCUGUCAAUGCUGCCGCCGCUGCGUGGCAGUGGACUAUCAGAACCCGCUGUUUGAGUUGCUCGGGGGGAACCGGACGUCUGUGACGGAUCAGACGUUGUGUUUCUUCAAUUGCGUAGAAGGCGCCGGCGUGACGUACAGCAUGCGGCACACGGGCUUGGGGGAGACAGCAGUGAGCGCGUUGUACCGCAAAGUUCGCCACAUUAUGGCUUGGGACGCGGUGCGCGAGCAGGGCGCCCUCGUAUUCGGAGUGAAACCUGAUGGCCGCACCACCGAGGUGGAGUCCGACGCGCACGUCUUCUUCUCGUGGACCGAGCCGGGCACCGAGGCGGACAAAGACGAGGACGGAAUCAUCCCAGUUCGUAUCCAUUAUUUUUACGUUUGGAUCGGUGUGAUGGAAAGAGGGAACCUCCGGAACUCCCACUUCCGAGAGGUGGGUAUCACCAAGGCGAGGAAUUGCGGGGAUGGAGGUCCCCCCCUCCAGAGGACGAGGAACACUGGAGGCCCAUAUGUGAUGCGGUGUUCCACGAGGGCUCCAACGUGGUGA
Molecule: messenger RNA, 645 nt
Organism: Prorocentrum cordatum
Lineage: Eukaryota; Dinophyceae; Prorocentrales; Prorocentraceae
Source: the annotation of a GenBank genome assembly